AGCUGCUUUGGCAUCCUCACCUUGCUCCUGGGUGGGAGGGGGGGGGGGAGGGGAGCUUUGGGCAGCAGCUUUAGCCCUGGAUCUGCAUGAUCCCCUCCCUGCCAGGAGGCUUGGAAGGAAGUGGGAAGGCUUCCAGCUGGGAGCUGCCUGGCUGCAGGCUGUGGCAGGGAACAGUUUGUUUGUACAAGCAUCAGCUCCUAGCUCUGAGCAGAGCGAGGGGGACUCAGAAUAACUGUGGGGCUCCACAUGGGGUUUUGCUCUCUGCAUUUGGGAAAGUGAGACGUGGGCAGGCUGAGAGUUGGGCAGAGAGGAGGACGGUGAGGCUCAGCAAGGGCGAGUGUGGGGUCCUGCAGCUGGGGGGAGUUACUGCAUGCAUCAGAAUAGGUCGGGGGUGAGCUGGAAAGGAGCUCUGUGGGGAAGGAGCUGGGUGUUGUGGUUGACCAGCAGUUGGCCAACCAUUGACCACAACUGUUGUCCAUGGUCACCCUGUGUGCAUUGCAAUGGGGCUCUGGGGGGUGCAGUGCGCCCAGUGCGGCCAGCAGAGCAACGGAGGUUCUCCUGCCCUCUGCUCUGCCCUGGUGAAGCCGCAUCUGGAGCCCUGGGGCCAAAGCUGGGCUCCCCAGUAUCAGGCAGACAGGAAACUGAUGGGGGAAAGGCUGAGAGCCCCGGGUCUGUUCAGCCUGGAGAAGAUGAGAGGGGAUGUUACCUCCUCUGGAGACGUUCAAAACCCACCUGGGUGCUUUCCUGUGCGACCUGCCCUAGGGAACCUGCGUUAGGGGGAGCGGGACCAGAGGUUCUAUAGAAGUCCAUUCCAACUCCUGUGCUUCUGGGAUUCUGCACCCCACACAAGGCAAAACGUGCAGCCCCAAAGCGAAGCCCUUCUAAUUCCCACCGCCUCUCCAGCUGCCCAGGGAGGAGGAUGGGAACAAACCCCACAAAGCUUCGCUGCGGCUCUCCAAGAAAAACAGCAGCAAUCCGAUCCCUUCCCGUGCCGCCCAGCCCUGUGUUUGUCCUGGAAGCGGAGCCCCAUGGCUGUGCUGCUGCUGGCUGUGCUGCUGCUGGCUGUGCUGCUGCCCACCGCCCCGUCAUCCACCGCCCCACUGCCCCCCACACCACGCGAGCUGGCCCGCACCGUGCUGGAGGCGCACGGGCGCGAUGCGGGCAGCGGGCUGAGGCUGCUCAAGCUGCAAGGAGUCACCAGGACGAAGUUUGACUGGGGCACGCACUUCACCAUCAAUCUCACCGCCCGUGAGAUCUCCUGCCCCGCCGGCCCCACGGCGCCACGCGGUGCUGCAUGCAGAGCCCGGCCGGGCCAGAUCCAGCACUGCGUGGCCCAGAUCUCCGUCUUUGCCUUCCUGCCUGACGUGCCGCUGUCGCUGCUGGAGUGCAGCCGGCAGACGCCCAGCAGCUCAGGGCAGCCCCGCUCCCGAAGCCGGCACAGCCCUGCAACCCCACGAGCCGUUGGCCUCAGGGAGCCGGCGCCGUCCUGAAGCCCAUGAGCGCAUCCAUCCUGCAGCAGGGGACGUGCAGACCUCAUCCAUGGAGCCUGUCCCAUAGACCCAAGGGCUGAAAUAAAGAUGUUCCAGGGCUCUGCUGCAUGUGUGAUGCCUCAUCCCCAUCCCGCCAUCCUGCAGUAGAAUGGGAUUGAGGUUGCACAAACCUGCAGCUUUUGGGUCAUGGUGGGGCGGCUGCAGCCCCACAUGCAGCAUCUCCAUCCCAACUGCCAAUAGCACGUUGGCCAACCCUUGGGCUGAUAACAGAUGGCAGCACACAGGGCUGCUCCACGUAUCUGGCUCAGAGCCUGGGGGCUGUUGCAGGGGAUAGGAGGGGACCAGGGCUGCUGUAUGGGGGGUACUUGGGAGUACAAGCCAUGUGGUCUGGGGACAGAACGCUGUGGGGAUGAUGGGGAGUUGAAUGGGAAAUGGCUUGUGGGAGUGCGUGGGUCAAAAAGCCUUCACAUGGGGGUGGGGACGGGGAUGGGAAGGAGUUCUUGAAUCCAAUGGCAGCUGUCCCAUGAGUCUGGGGGUGCCUGGAACCUCCAUUGUCAUCGCAAUGCGAUGGAGCCUCAUCCCAAUGGGAUGGAGCCCGAUCCGUCCGUCUGUCCCAGCUGGGCACUGCCAGUCUGCUCCUUGGGGACCAUUUUAUGGCUACGUGGCCUCUCAACCAGAGCACCCCAUGCCCUGCAGCACAGCCAGGGAUGUGGGAUGCAGCCUGCAGCGGGACAGGGCAGCCCAUGGGCGCAGCCACGUCCCCACCACAGCUUUUCCCCCCCAGAUAACUGCCGCGCUGUGGCUGCUCCCCCUGGGCCCGCGUUUCCGCGUUGCCCAACUUCGGGGCCAAUAAAAGGCAUUGGGAGCGACGAGCGGGCACGGGGCGAGGAUGGCGAGCUGCUGGGUGCUGGUGCUGGCGCUGCUGGGGGGGGCCUGCGCCCUCCCGGCCCCCCUGGGCUACCCCCAGGCUCUGGCCCAGGCUGUGGACUCCUACAACCAACGGCCUGAGGUGCAGAAUGCCUUCCGGCUGCUCAGCGCCGACCCCGAGCCCGGCCCGAACGUCCAGCUCAGCUCCCUGCACAACCUCAACUUCACCAUCAUGGAGACGCGGUGCCAGGCGCGCUCGGGCGCCCAGCUGGACAGCUGCGAGUUCAAGGAGGACGGGCUCGUCAAGGACUGCGCUGCGCCCGUGGUGCUGCAAGGCGGCCGCGCCGCGUUCGAUGUCACCUGCGUGGACUCCAUGGCUGACCCCGUCCGCGUCAAGCGCUUCUGGCCGCUGGUGCCGGUGGCCAUCAACACGGUGGCUGCGGGCAUCAACCUCUACAAAGCCAUCAGGAGGAAAUGAGCUGUCCCCAGAGCCGCUGUCACCACUGUCCCCCCACAGCCCCCCACUCAAUAAAGCUGUUUUCUGGCCA
Tympanuchus pallidicinctus (lesser prairie-chicken) is the source of this 2905-nucleotide messenger RNA. RefSeq names its product cathelicidin-3. NCBI's taxonomy places the organism in Eukaryota, Metazoa, Chordata, Aves, Galliformes, Phasianidae. The transcript has 7 exons. The coding region runs from base 2380 to 2835 and encodes 151 amino acids. Gene Ontology annotation, molecular function: lipopolysaccharide binding. Gene Ontology annotation, cellular component: extracellular region. Gene Ontology annotation, biological process: innate immune response; defense response to Gram-negative bacterium; defense response to Gram-positive bacterium. The record is from RefSeq and is a predicted model, not a curated record.